This is a messenger RNA of Uranotaenia lowii, 2182 nucleotides long. RefSeq names its product proton-associated sugar transporter A-like. Bases 546 to 2159 code for a protein of 537 amino acids. Gene Ontology annotation, biological process: transmembrane transport. Gene Ontology annotation, cellular component: membrane. The record is from RefSeq and is a predicted model, not a curated record. NCBI's taxonomy places the organism in Eukaryota, Metazoa, Arthropoda, Insecta, Diptera, Culicidae. The transcript is spliced from 8 exons. Gene Ontology annotation, molecular function: sucrose:proton symporter activity.
UCGAUUGAAAUUUCGUUUUGGUUCGGAGGAAUUCUUAUUUCCAUACUGGAACGGCUGCAACGGAGCGGCGAUUCCGAUAGACCAUUCCGGACGGAUUUACUGCGAAUUUCUUUUCUGAAACCCCCAAAACCGGGUCGGUGCAUCCGAUGAGCAAAUUCUGGGUAGUGAAGAUAACAUAAGAGAGGGAACAGCCAGCCUAGGUAUCUACGUGAUAAUUUGCUAUAAAAUAGUAAUGAAGCGGCCGGAUCGGUUGCACUUAUGAAAAGUCUUCCCCCCGAGAUUAGUUUGUUGGCUACAAAGCGCGGGUGCCGGUGUGAGGUUUGUUAUCUCUCUGUCAGAGUGUCUCCGCUGCGACUUGAACUAAGGGCGGAAAUUGGUUCUUCUGUCGCGUCGAGUCAAGGUGUCGCCUGGCAAGCGUUUAGUUUCGCGUAGCGCGUAGCCUGUUUUAGGAUUCAAGUGCUAAUACUGUAAUUAUUACCAGUUGUGUGUACACUAUAAUUUAGUUUCAAAUUGGUUGCAAAGCGCGUUAGACGUAGGCCUCUAAAAUGUCGCAAGUAGACGUGAUUGGAAUCUCGGGCGAUCGGGUGUGUAUCGAUGAAGCUAAGAUCCUAGAAACGAUGCUCAAAGUUCGCUAUGAACAUGCCAAAAAUACCAGCAAGGAUUACUCUCAUUUGUUCAGAACAAAAACCAAAUGGGAACUACUCAGGAUGACGGCGAUCUUCUUCGGGAAUCAGCUGGCAGUUGCUGCGGAAACCACUUUUGCAUCUCCAAUUUUGCGAAGGACCGGCCUUAGCUACACCUUCACAACGAUGGCGUGGGCCAUAGCCCCGGUUCUAGGGUUCUUCCUCAUUCCCUGCAUUGCCACCCUAAGUGAUCAGAAUCGAUUAUCGUGGGGUCGUCGAAAACCCAUUAUGCUGGCCAGCGGAAUUGGCUUAAUGGUCGGGCUGUUAAUGUUACCGUACGGCAAAACAUUGGGAUUAUUAAUCGGUGAUGCUAAUGUGCCGGUGAGUGAGAUGACCGGAUUUCGUUGGAGUAUUCUGCUAACGAUCAUUGGGCUGGUGCUGAUAGAUUUCAAUGCGGAAACUGCGAAUGCCAUCGGGAGAACGUACUGUAUGGAUAUGUGUUUGGAAGAUGAUCACUCGAAAGCUCUGACCGUAGCCGUUAUGAUUGGAGGCGUUGGAUCGAUGGCAGGUUAUCUCCUUGGAUCCAUCGACUGGUCCACGCUUAAUCUCAGGAACAUUUUCGAAUCGAAUGAAGCCACAGUAUUUGCAACAGUUUUUGUGCUGUUUUUCCUCUUCAUGCUUGUUACGUUGACCAGUUUUCGGGAAGUGCCACUGGCAGCAAUCGAGAAGGAUCACUUGCUGAGACCGAUUUCGAGAACUACCCUGCAGCGGGAGCUAAGCCAAUCGCAAAAAGUCUACACCCUGGAGAAAAUUGAAAAUGGCCGCUCGGAAAAGUCAGGAGAAGAUCUUAGCUUCAAAAGGUUAUUGGAGAACAUUGUGCGCAUGCCGAAAGCACUGAGAAGGUUGUAUUUUACCCAGUUCAUGCUGAACUUGGCGUUGCUCAGCUUUACCAUAAACUUCACGCACUUUGUGGGAGAUGAAAUAUUCAACGGCGAUGUAUCGGCAGCUGAAGGAUCCUUGGAGCUAGAAAAAUAUAACGAAGGCAUCCGAUUCGGAUCCCUGGGAUUGGCGUUUUUGGUACUUGUCUCUUCUGUUUUUUCGAUCAUUAUCGGAGCACUUCUAAAGUUUAUCAAGGCAAAAUACUUCCUCAUCGGAGCGUUGCUACUCAACAGCAUAGGGAUGCUAAUGAUGACAUUCGUGAAAAAGAGGUACAUGAUUUUUGUGGGAUGCACAACUGCCGGAAUAUACUAUGCUGCCAUCUUCUCGAUUCCUUUCAUUUUAUUGGCACAUUACCAUACAAUCAAUUCGUUCGAACGAGCUGAUGGUAAACUUGUACCAAACAAGCAGAAAAGAGGCCUCGGUACAGAUGUUUCAAUACUCAGUAGUAUGUUUUAUCUUGCAUUGUUAAUAGUCUCUCUGGCCCUCGGAAGCCUGGUGGAUUAUUUCGGUACCUCAAGUGUGGCCUUAUACUCAGCAAGUCUCUUCUCAUGUUUGGCAGCCAUUUCUGCGUCUCGGUUAAUAUAUCUGGAUCUGUAAUUUGUGAACUGUAUUUCCAAGAA